Messenger RNA from Tigriopus californicus, 1811 nucleotides. RefSeq lists its product as uncharacterized. The transcript is spliced from 7 exons. Gene Ontology annotation, molecular function: serine-type endopeptidase inhibitor activity. The coding region runs from base 231 to 1673 and encodes 480 amino acids. The record is from RefSeq and is a predicted model, not a curated record. Lineage: Eukaryota; Metazoa; Arthropoda; Copepoda; Harpacticoida; Harpacticidae.
UAUUUGCCUGACAUAUUGAUCUUAAAGUUAAGCGUUAUACUAAGUUUACCAAACAACGAGCAUUUGAUUUGUAGUCACUCAUAUCGAUAAGGUCUUGUUGGCUUGAACAUGUUGAAAUUUAGCCUGGAUUGCCAAUCUACGCUACAGCAAGAGGUGAUAGAUAAGAAAUUUGAGAGCUAAUUUGCAACCUGAUCAUUGAUCACCUCGAAACAAUUCAAAACAAAAUAAAAAUGAAUCUGAACAGCUUCUCAUCCAGAUUGCUUUGUCUUCCCAUCUUUUUCAGCACAUUUUCUUUUGGAUGCAGUAGAGUGGGAACCUUAACCAAGAAAUCUUGUCGCAACGUUUUUAGUCUCGGUGAUGAAAACUGUCACCAUCUAUAUGUUGGGCGACGUCAAACCGAGGAUCUGGCUCUGAGUUUAAACAUUGGACCAAAUCCCAAUGCAGUCCUGGUUCCGGUCGAGAUUGCUCGAGCUAUGGCCGUACUCAUUCAAGCAACUGGAGUUCUUGCCCGGAGUGCCGAACAUCAGCAGCGAAUUGAGGAGGUUCGUUGCUAUGUGUUAAGUGCCACCUCUCGAUUGAGCGAGUCCGUUUUGAGAGUGCCUCGGAGGAGGAAGACUCAUCGCCAUCUAGUCAAUCCCUUAUUAGUGGACCCACCACUCAUGGAAACCCGGAGACGCAUUUUUGCAGACAUGGAUCUCCAAGCUGAUGUCAAUUACACCCGGCGAGCGUUUUGCUGGUACGAUUUCGAGAUCACCAACCUGAACUUGGCAAACCAGGAGUCCGCAGCCACCUCUAUCCAAGAUUGGAUGUCCACCCAAGUGAAAGCAAUUCAAUCCCAUUUGGCGAUUCCGAUUGACUCUCACACCAUGCCAAAGAACGACAUUGUCUCGACCAAAACCAAGGCCGUGGUCCUCAGCACCAUUGGCCUUAACAUCCCAUGGAGAGAAGAUCUCUUCCCUGCCACCAAGACCAGGACCCACGAUUUUCAUCUCAAUGCCAAGGAGAAAGUGACGAUCCCGAUGUUGCGAAGUAUACCGGGCAACUUCAAUAUAUUACAAACUCAAUUGUUCGUUUCCGUGGCCGUCCCACUAUCUCGGAAUCUUUCCCACAUUGGUGGUGGAUCGUUAAUCCUCGUUCGACCCCAUAACCACUCGUUAAUCGAGCAAAUUCGAGACGAUCUCUUCCAAACCUCUGUCCAACUCCACGCUUUCAUGGAGAAUGCCAAGAAUGCCAAAUUGAUCAACACCACUUUGGUUGUUCCUCGAUUGAGUCUACCCAUUUCCCAAGAAUGGAUCUCUCGGGCCACCCAAGUGAACAAGAACCAAUCCUUGACCCAAGAAGGAAACCAAGACGAGGCUAACAUGAUUCUUUUAGGUGGAACGGUUCAAGUACGCCAAGAUGUAUGGCUAUAUUUCCAAGAAAACACGAGACCACCUCAUGUUCCCGACUCUACGCUCCGACCAAGUGCCGCUAACGAAUCUUUGGAGAGUGAGGAAUUUCAUUUGGAUGUGCCAUUCUUGUUUGUUCUUGCCUUGGAUAUAGACGUGGUUGCGUUUGGACAAGUCUCCAAUCCUCAAGGGGGUUCCAAGAUCACAAGUGUUCCAACAAAGGGAACCAAUAAACCCACCGAACCAUCCCCCGCACCGUCUUGGCUUCAAUCUAUAUUUGGAUGAAAGAAGGGUUCCCAACGCUUCACUUGCCUAAUUUAAGUAGUUAUGAAAAUAUCAAGUCUGGUUGUUUUCUCUCACACAAAAUUGUUACAGAAGGUCUCCUGUGAAGCUUUUAUUAAUAAACAAAUUGUAAUACCUCUC